Messenger RNA from Anopheles bellator, 4898 nucleotides. RefSeq names its product phosphatidate phosphatase LPIN2 (gene Lpin). Gene Ontology annotation, cellular component: nucleus. Bases 270 to 3851 code for a protein of 1193 amino acids. Gene Ontology annotation, molecular function: phosphatidate phosphatase activity; transcription coactivator activity. The record is from RefSeq and is a predicted model, not a curated record. The transcript has 5 exons. NCBI's taxonomy places the organism in Eukaryota, Metazoa, Arthropoda, Insecta, Diptera, Culicidae. Gene Ontology annotation, biological process: triglyceride biosynthetic process; cellular response to insulin stimulus; fatty acid catabolic process.
CUGAACUUUGAUAGUAGAAUUUGUUGUAAAUUUUAAGUAGUAGUUCUACGCUGAAUAGAGGUAAAAUGUGACACUUGGGUUUACUAUCCUGUUCAAAAGCUAGGAUCACGUUCAAAGAUAUCUGUACCGAACGUGAAACGUCAAACUACUGCGGUGUGUAAUCUGUGGAAAGAACAGGUACCCUAAAAAACCGCUUAAGGUUACCGAAGCACGUGCCCGUGACGGCAUCCGAUUGAGUCAUCUUUAUUGUCGUAGAGCAACGGGCCAAAAUGAAUAGCAUAGUGAAUCUGUUCAGCAAUUUUAAGGAAUUCUACAGCGAAAUCAACGGGGCCACACUGACCGGCGCUAUCGAUGUGGUCGUGGUGGAGCAACCGGACGGUUCGUACCAGAGCUCACCGUUCCACGUACGGUUCGGCAAGCUGGGCGUGCUGCGCAGCCGAGAGAAGGUGGUCGAUAUCGAGCUUAAUGGCGAAUCGGUGGAGCUCCAAAUGAAACUGGGCGAGUCGGGUGAAGCAUUCUUCGUGGAAGAGUGCGACGAUGAUGACAGUGAGGUGCCCGCGCAUAUGGCAACCUCACCGAUACCAAGCCAUUCCUACCUGAGCAACUACGAGGGUGACGGCGGAAGCGGUGCUGGCCCAUCGGGUAAAGGAGCAACCGGCAGCGAGUCUGUUGGUGGUUCCGUGGGGCCGGUACAGCACGACGAAGGUUCGGUUAUGGUGAUGAUGCCCCUGGGAGGGCCGGCUACAAAUGAUGUACCGAGCGUUGUCGUCGGCGGUCUGGUGGACACGGAAGAGUCGAUGCCACGGCCUCGCCGUAAUUCGGUUGAUCUCUCGAACGAAAUGGCCGAUCUCGAGCGGGCCAAAUAUGAAAACCAAAGAUCCGAGUACCUCACUCGGAGGCAUACCGAUAAUGUUACCAAUAGGCCGGACUUGUCGCUAACGAAGAAGGAGUACACGAUGCAAAAGUUGCGCCAGGAGUGGGAAGCCGCUACCGAAGCGGAACAGGAACAGAUCUUUCACAUGGAAGGUCUAGACGAUGAGGCGCCUCCGGCUGACUGGCAGAACAGUACGCUGCUACCAUCGCACUCCAGCGGUGAAGCUGGAUCCGGUGACGUUCCGAGUAAGGUCGGAGAGGAAAAGCAAUUUAAGCCCAUCGAUGCUCAGCCAACCACCGGUGCUAGCGGCGGAACACAGGAAAUGCCUUCAACGGUAGCCGGAUCGGAACUGAUGAGUGAUUUGGCCACCGCAGACAGUGUGUUGGAUUCGAAAUCCAAGAAAAAGCGCAGGAAGAAGUCGAUUCUGAAAAAGAAAAAUGCUCAAAGAAAAGGCUCGACCAGCAGCAGCUCCGGUGGCGGCUCGAAUCAUUCAGACCAGAACGAUGCAGCGGAAACGGACAGCGUAACAACUGCCUCCCAAGCCACGGUGUCCACGGGUAGCAGUGGUUCCACCAACGUAGCUCACAGUGGGAUAGAUGCCAAGGACGAUGACACCGGUUCCUCCUCGGUGGCCGUGAAAGAAGACAGCGAGUCACUAAAAACGAACGUGAUGGUCCUUGCCACACCGCAUCAUCACUCUGAGCUGGAUAUUCAUUUCUUCAGCGACACCGACAUCGGCAAUGGCACCAGCCCACAACAAUCGCGCCCUUCUACGCCCAUCCAAAGCGACACCGAGUUCGAGAUUUCACAGCGCGAAAAACCGGAAACGGAAGACGAAAGGUUGCUUUAUGAUUCCUGGAAAUGGGGCGAGCUACCGACCAAGCCGGAAUCGAAAGUAGGCGAUCUGGAGGGUGGUGGUGUGGCGAGCAAGCAAGCCCAGCACAACUCCAUGCUGAACGGUCUCAUGAGCUUCAUGAAGUACAACAACAAAAAGAAACGACAGAGUGUCCCGGAAGGACUUUAUCUGUCGGAUUUGGAUAAAUUGCGAGAACCGGAGAUUGCUCAGCUAUACUUUCCACCGCUCUCGAUGCUGAAGCAACAGCAGCAGCAGCAACAGCGCGGUGGCAGCGCAGACGAAGAAGAUCGUGAAAGUGGCAAUGGAACAUCGAUACCUCAUAGUCCCACCUCAAUGGAGGAAGGUCCCGGUGGCUUCAAAGGUCUGGAUUCCGAUUUCGAUGAGCAUCACAACACGGAAUUGCAACGAAAUCGUGCGGAAGGGGUACAUUACGCGGGCGGCGACGGGGAUCAGAGAGCAGUCGAAUCGAUUGCUUUGUCACUUUGCGGUGGGUUGGACAAUGCCGAUGGUCCAUCGAACGAAAGCUUUGAGCGCCAUCGGUUGCAGUACUCGAAUGUACUCGCUGAUCCUGCAGUAUUCGGGGACCCCGAGCUAGUGGUCCGUAUUAACGGAAAAUACUACAGCUGGGCGGCCGCCUGCCCACAGGUCAUGACAUUACUGGCGUUCCAAAAGUCGCUUCCAACCGAACUGCUGGACGGGAAGAAGGUGAGCUCCACCGAUCCCGGGCUGACAAAACCGGACGAUGGGACAGAAACCGAUCCGAGCGCCGCGAACAAAUUGCAGCAAAUACCACAAGCUCAACAGCCAACGCAGCAAAAUGCAGCUGGCGGUCGAUGGUGGUACUGGGGGCGUUCGAAUGAGUCGAAACCGCCUCCGGCGACCGAUUCUUCACACUUGCCACUGACUCCGACAACACCGACAGGGUCCGAUGGCAAUCUAAAACCAUCGACGGCUGUCGCAACGCAAACCACUCGUUCGAACUCGUUGGACGAUAGUAACGAAGGUGAUCCGAGUGCUGCCAUGGCCGCGGCAACUGUAGGCGACAAUGCGGUUCCAGUUCGGGAAGGCGUUGGAAAAACCGUUGAUGGUUAUAAUGGCUCUCUUUCGUCCGACGAUUCCGAGCUGGCGAUGGACAAAACCCAACCGGUCGCUAUCGUACCGGGAGUUGCGCCCGAUGGCAGUGUCGACAACAGCAUGGACAAGUUGCUCUUUUUGGGCGGAGAAAAGUAUCGCAAAACACUGCGGCUGUCGACGGAACGUAUUAAAGCGCUCAAUCUGCUGGACGGUAUGAACGAGGUCGUGUUCAGCGUCACCACGGCGUACCAGGGUACUACACGCUGCAAGUGCUAUCUGUUCAAGUGGAAGCAUAGUGAUAAGGUGGUGAUCUCGGAUAUCGAUGGAACGAUUACUAGAUCCGACGUGCUUGGUCACAUUCUCCCGAUGGUCGGUAAAUCGUGGGAUCAGAUCGGCGUCGCCGCGUUGUUCUCCAAGAUCGAGGAAAAUGGGUACAAGAUGCUGUACCUUUCGGCUCGUGCGAUCGGCCAGGCGAAAACCACUCGCGGUUACCUGCAAUCGAUACGGCAGGGCGACGUGAAACUUCCGGAUGGUCCACUACUGCUCAACCCAACCUCCCUCAUGUCCGCAUUCCACCGGGAAGUGAUCGAGAAGAAGCCGGAACAGUUUAAGAUUGCCUGUUUGAACGAUAUACGCGAGCUGUUCCCGGAGAAGAAUCCGUUCUACGCGGGCUACGGCAAUAGAAUAAAUGAUGUGUGGGCCUACCGGGCUGUGGGUAUCCCGACAUCGAGAAUUUUUACUAUCAACCCGAAGGGCGAAUUGAAACACGACCUGACCCAAACAUUCCAAUCAACUUACUCUAAUAUGGCGUACAUCGUAGAUCAGCUAUAUCCACCUAUCAAGCAUAUAGAGGAAGAGGACAAUGAGUUCACCAGCUUCAACUACUGGCGUGAGCCAGUCCCCGACAUUGAUUUUACUACCGCUGCAUACGAUUCUUCGGUUGGAGAUGCUUCCUCAUCAAUCGCCGUUUCCGGUGUGCCAACGGGCAAGAUAACACCAACGGCGACACUGAUCCAGCAAGCUCUGCCCACCAUUCCUGAGAACUAAGUUCUUUUGCGGGUACUCGCAUUACUGGACUCCGUUGUGGCACAACAUGUCAACAGCGAACACCGGAAGGGCAGUAAGAAGUCGAUCGAUCACGCUAGCUAGAGCGAGCUUCAACAUGGGUUUAUGAGGAAACGUAAAAUACUAUAUAAUAGCGUUCGCGAUGUUUAAGCUGUGUAGCUUCGAUGAUAUUCAACGCUUUGCUGCAGUUGUAGUUUACGCUCCCGUCUGGAGGGAGGACUGACAAGUUUUCUCCGGCGCCCAUCCGCACCGUUUUCAUACAUGGUCAUGGUGCAUUCUAGUUUGACGACUUUGGUCGUGUUCUGAGUCGUGUUAAAAGGGUUCCGAAAAAUAGGCCAAGCAAAUUAGCGACAAAACAUUGAAGUAAUACGAGGAAAACCUGUGCGAUCUAAGCAAUUGCGUGAUAACGAUGGCACAUCAAAAAUAGAUGACUUGUUCUGUAGAAGCUUAUAAUUAAGGAUCUUAGCAACAGCUGCUUUUUUGUGCGUUGUGAUGGAGCCACGCAGAAAGGAGAAUGAAAAUGGAUAUUUGGUCUGUUUGCUUGCUCUUCAAUAUUCAAAGUGAAUUAUGUGAUAAUUAUUUUCUAUUUAUUUUUUAGCCUUUGAAAUGCUGAUAAAUUUAAGAUUUCUUUUUUAAAACAACAACAAAGCAUGUGUUACUCAACGUGUUGCGUGAGAAAUUUACUCGACACACUUGAAAAAGACGGAAAGUAGCUACGCUUUCCUAAAUGAGGAAGACACCGACACAAGGCAAACUCACAUAACAAGUCCUGCAGGAUGUUUCGUUUAACUUUAUAAAGCAAUAAAGCACACACGCAUCGAAAAAAGUUAAGGACAGCUUCUUUUGUUUCAAUUAGCUUCUUUGUAAUUCUAUUGCAAUUUAAGAAAGAGAACGUCGUGGUGAAAGUUGUGGACCGAAAACAUUAGCAAGCACAGAUCAGGGUAUUAGUGAGUCGCAUCGCUUUUGCUGGAACAAAUGUAGAACGAUCACAUUAUCCAUCUAGCAGGCAAGUGAAAAAUAAAUCGCAUU